CCCGCUGCACAGACUAGACGGCAUACAGUAAGACCAACGUAUAUCAUAGAGGAAAGUGGCUGAGAACGGUCGCCAUAGACUUUAUAGACCCUCAGGCUCCUGGGAAAGCAAGUACCCUCAGUUUACACGUGAUUCUACUCCGUCCCUACCUUCCGAGUCGAUCCUCAGCUCGUACUCUUUCUUGAGAAAUGCCACGGAAAGCUCGUAUCCAUUUUGUUUCUCUUCGGUCUUCCCUCGUCCAUCUUCCCAUAUCGAUUUACGGCCCUCUCCUUGAGCGAAGCAUUCGUCCUCAAACUCUAGCAGUCCACUUGGCAUCCAUACCUUCAGAUCCAAAAUCCCAGAAACAUGAUGCAUUUGUCGGAUGGACUGGAAUGGCUGCCACAUCUUCUCUUGCCCAAUUCAACUCGUUGGAUUCUGGAGAAAAAGGCUUGGAAACGAUAGAAAUUGAUCCCCAGUUCGCUAUGGGGUUGGGAUUCUCUCAGGGAGAUGUUGUGGAAAUAGGCCUGCUAUACGACAUGGCGAGUGCAAAGUCCGUAGGAACAGAACCGCUCACUUCCGAUGAUUGGGAAAUCAUAGAAAUUCAUGCAUCACACGUUGAAUCGACACUAAUCUCACAAGUACGUGUCGCCAAAAUCGGCCAAGAGAUAGACAUUUGGGUUUUAGGAAGGACAAGAGUUCGCCUGAAAGUCGUAUCCCUUGAUCCACAGCCCAAGAAUAAUGCCUUACUCUUGGGUACCAACACUGAAGUAUCGAUAGCGCCUAAGCCACAUAAACGACAAACAAAAGCGGAAUUCUCAGAUCUGCAUGCCCCAAAUGGUGUGGGGCGAGAAACUAAAGAAAAAGCUGUGGAACUCCAUCCCAUCAUCUUACGGGUUUUGCCUUCACGACUUGCCUCCACACCAAGUCCUCUUCACGAUGGACCGGAAGUAUUGGCCUUUAUCUCGCCAUUGACAUUCUCAAAGCUAUUUCCUUCUAUCUCGGACGACGCACAUCAUAAACUCAAGUUCAAAAGAUUGGUUCCGCCAAAUGAUCCCAAUGGAUCGUCUUCUGCCAACGAUACUUCACAGACGGACCCAUCGACGAAGGUGCUAAAACUGGGAGAGAAACUGUCCACCGAGAAAUCUGCUGAAGUUGAUACACUUUAUAUACGUCCAAUGACUGGCGUCAUAAGCGGACACAUCAUAUUUCCAACCCUGCCGAAAGCCGUGGAAGAUUGGGACCUCGUAAGGGUUACCACCGUUUCGGAAGAAGAAAAGUUUAACCCAAAGUACGGGAAUGAGAGUGGUAAGGCGGAAUCUUCGUCUUCACAGCCAAACUUUCUCGCAGGCGUUGAUGAUAUCCUCGAGCGUUGUACGGAUUUCUGUAUGCGGACCAUCGCCAUACAUGCGGGGAAACGAUCCGUACGAGGUGUCCCCUCGCUUCUGGUAACAGGCCGGACAGGCGUAGGCAAGACCUCUAUUAUUAAGAGUGUCGCCAAAGCUCUGCAGGAAAAUCCAAAAUCUUUGACUUAUACAUUGUAUGUGGACGUUGCACCACUUGCAGAGAAGCCUGUCGCUACAGUGAAGAGUCUCUUCAAAUACUGGUUCGACAAGGCGUUUUGGCACAAGCCGACAAUCGUUGUUUUAGAUAAUUUACAUGAAUUGAUCGGGACUGAAUCAGAGCACACUGACUCGUUCCGAACGCGACAUAUAACCGAGCUUUUCCUCUCACUAUUUUCCUCAUCGCAACGGACGGCCGCACCGAACUGCAGAGGAAUUGUCCUUUUAGCGACUGCUCCAUCUGCUGCUGCUCUCCAUCCGCUUAUAAGCACAGCACAUAUCUUUGAAGAGGUAGUCAAUGUGACUCCUCCAAAUAAGGAUGCGAGGCGUGACAUUCUUUCAAGACUAGUACAGAACCACCUCAGUGCUGCAAAGGAACUUCAACAAGACACUGAAUCGCCACUCAACUUCACAUACCUGGCAACACAGACGGAGGGUUAUUCCGCGACCGAUCUGCAAGAUCUCGUUUCCCGGGCGAUUCAUCAGGUGGUGAUGAAGAUGACUAUGGAACAGAAGGAGCCGGUUAUCACCAUGGCAGAUUUUGAGGAAGCCAAAACCGGAUUUGUACCGUUGUCACUACGGGAUAUCAAACUAGAAAAGUCGGACACCUCAUGGAGCGAUAUUGGAGGCCUACAGGAGACGAGGAGGGUCUUACGAGAGACCUUGGAGUGGCCGACCAAAUACGGCCCAAUUUUUGCACAGUCGCCGUUGCGUUUGCGUUCUGGACUGCUUCUAUAUGGAUAUCCUGGAUGCGGGAAGACGUUACUCGCGUCUGCAGUCGCGAAAGAAUGUGGUUUGAACUUCAUAGGCGUCAAAGGACCGGAAAUCCUGAACAAGUAUAUCGGUGAGAGUGAAAAGACUGUGCGAGACAUAUUCGAACGGGCCAGCUCAGCGAAGCCGUGUGUUUUAUUUUUCGACGAGUUUGAUUCAAUCGCUCCGAAGAGAGGGCAUGAUAGUACGGGCGUGACCGAUCGUGUCGUGAAUCAGAUGUUGACACAGAUGGAUGGUGCUGAAGGCUUAGAGGGCGUUUAUGUUUUAGCUGCCACUAGUCGUCCCGACCUCAUCGAUUCUGCGUUGCUUCGGCCAGGUCGACUUGAUAAGUCGCUUUUAUGCAAUAUGCCCGAUUUUGAAGAACGAAAGGAUAUCCUCCAAGCGGUUAGUAGGAAAGUGAAAGUAUCUUCCUCGAUCGAUUUUAGUGAAGUGGCCAAGGCCACAGAAGGGUUUUCUGGCGCCGACCUACAAGCCUUGAUGUACAACGCACAUUUAGAAGUUGUACACGCGUCGAUUGCCGCGGUGUCUUUGGACGCGUCGUCCUCAACGAAUCUUGACCAAGAAGAGCAACCAGUGGAAUUCAGGGUUUUUGGUGGACCAUCUGAUGAGAAGAAAUUAAUGAGCAAAGCGGAGCUUUCAGCUUUGCAGCAACGACUACAACAGAUCCAAAAAUCUACCCAACCUCAGCAGAUGCGGGCCGGAAAAGCAACGCUGAAAACUGCAACGACUGAAAAAAGGGAAAUUACUCAAGAACACAUCAAUCGUGUAUUGAAAUCAACCCGCCCGUCCGUCUCUGCCGAGGAAAGGAGACGAUUAGAUCGAAUAUAUAGCGCCUUCAUUGAUGAUCGUAGUGGAGGAAUGCCAGUACCUCCGGAAGUGGGUGGUAUCGGCAGUCGAGCUUCAUUAGCGUAGACCAUAGAGUACAACAGCAGGAAACGAUCUAUACACAUAUUUAGGACGCUUCAAGUUGUUAUUUGUAUACAAAUCGUAGGAUGCCUUUAUAUAAGAUUAUCUUU
Molecule: messenger RNA, 3325 nt
Organism: Marasmius oreades (fairy-ring Marasmius)
Lineage: Eukaryota; Fungi; Basidiomycota; Agaricomycetes; Agaricales; Marasmiaceae
Exons: 18
Coding region: 189-3221 (1010 amino acids)
Biological process (GO): protein import into peroxisome matrix
Cellular component (GO): peroxisomal membrane; peroxisome; cytosol
Molecular function (GO): ATP binding; ATP hydrolysis activity
Source: RefSeq, a predicted model, not a curated record